Molecule: messenger RNA, 2526 nt
Organism: Nanorana parkeri
Lineage: Eukaryota; Metazoa; Chordata; Amphibia; Anura; Dicroglossidae
Gene: TTLL6
Product: tubulin tyrosine ligase like 6
Exons: 14
Coding region: 1-2526 (841 amino acids)
Biological process (GO): protein polyglutamylation; microtubule cytoskeleton organization
Cellular component (GO): cilium
Molecular function (GO): tubulin-glutamic acid ligase activity; tubulin binding
Source: RefSeq, a predicted model, not a curated record
AUGAAAGUUGAAUCCCACGUUAGCAGUGAUUCAGACGAGGACUCUGAAGAUAAUGAGGAGGAGGAUGAAGAAGUGUCUGACAGUGAGAGUUUAGGUGGGACCUCUGCAUUAGAUGACGAACCUAUAACUUCAAAAGCUGACCUUGAACUUCUUGUGGAGCAAGAGAAAAGCAAAGAUGGAGAGGAAUUGAAGAAUACUGCACAAGACACAGUGACUGAGGGAAAUGUGGAUAUAAUGGACCAAUCUAAAAAGAAAAAGAAGAAAAGACGCAGGUUAAUUGGUAUCAACUUAACAAAUUGCAAGUAUGAGUGUGUGCGGCGUGCCUCACGACUUUGUGGACUGAAGGAAGUUGGAGAUGAUGAGGAGUGGACGGCCUACUGGACAGACUGCUCUGUCUCACUGGAGCGUGUAAUGGAGAUGAAGAGGUUUCAAAAAAUCAAUCACUUCCCGGGAAUGAAUGAGAUAUGUAGAAAGGACUUACUGGCAAGAAAUAUGAACAGACUGUUAAAAUUGUUUCCAAAAGAAUACAACAUCUUUCCACGAACAUGGUGCCUUCCUGCUGAUUAUGGUGAUUUCCAGGCCUACUGCCGCACAAAGAAGAACAAAACGUAUAUUUGCAAACCUGACAGUGGCUGCCAAGGCAGGGGCAUUUUUCUUUCUAAAAACAUGAAGGACAUCAAACAUGGAGAACAUAUGAUCUGUCAGCAGUAUGUUUCCAAGCCAUUCCUCGUCAAUGGAUACAAAUUCGAUUUACGGAUAUAUGUGCUUGUGACAUCUUGUGACCCCCUGCGCAUUUUCAUCUACAAAGAAGGGUUGGCACGUUUUGCAACUAUGACUUACACAGAGCCCAGUCACAGCAACCUGGAUGAUGUCUGUAUGCACCUGACCAAUUAUGCAAUCAACAAGCACAGCGAAAACUUUAUACGAGAUGAUGUGACAGGCAGCAAAAGGAAGCUCUCAACAUUAUGGAUAUGGCUGGAAAACAACAAAUAUGACUCAAAUAGACUUUGGGAGGAUAUUGAAGACGUAAUUAUCAAGACUUUAAUUUCUGCACACCCUAUUCUGAAACACAACUAUCGGACUUGCUUCCCAAACCAUAUUGCUGGCAGUGCCUGCUUUGAGAUUCUUGGCUUUGACAUCCUCGUGGACAAAAAGUUGAAGCCCUGGCUGUUAGAGGUGAAUCAUUCACCAAGUUUUACCACCGAUUCACGCCUGGAUAGAGAAGUAAAGGACGCCCUUCUGUUUGAUACUCUUAAUCUGAUCAAUCUCCGGGCUUGUGACAAAAGGAAGGUUAUUGAGGAAGAUAAACGCAGGGUGAAGGAACGUUUACUUCAGCGCAAUCUCCCCAAGGAGACCAAACGUGAGCAGUUUGAAACUUCCCAGGCUGUUUGGUUGGAACAAGUUGAAAAAUAUGAAGACAGCCACUUGGGAGGCUAUCACCGUAUUUACCCACAAGGCAAAGGAGACAAAUAUGAGAAGUUCUUCAAACACAGCGGCUCCUUGUUUCAGGAAACGGCUGCUUCCAAGGCCAGAGAAGAGUGUGCUAGGCAGCAGUUGGAAGAACUUCGACUUAAACAAGAGCAGAAAGAGCUACCCACUGGAAAGAAGAAAAAAGACAUUAAAGACACCCUACAAGGAGAGUCAGCAGGUGAAAAGCCUGUAAAAUACAAGGUGACGAGCAGGCCAUCCGUGCGCAUUGUGUCCAGUGGAUGUAGAACAGCAGAGAGAAAGGAGAUGAAACUAGACUCCAUGAAACCAGUGGACAUUAAUGAACAAGAGGAGUUCGAUAGGCUCCAAGGUCUUCAGCAGAGGGCGAAGCUUAUCAGAAGCCUUGGUAUAGUGGAUCUGCUGCAUAGACUGUUCAGCACUAUGGAGCCCAAAACCCACGACCUAAAGCCACAUGACUACAGUCUCCUAGAUGCUCAAACAAGAUAUCAAACUCAGUUUAACCAAGGUCUGAUAAUGUGCCAGGAUACAGAAGGGAACAUGUCCUAUGUCCCGGUUUCCUGCCAGGGAGGUGCAAUCACAGAGACUGUAGCUCAAGCAAGUGCCACAUCCAACCAUAAUCAUUUUGGGUCUCCAGGAUAUUGUCCUCAUUUUCUUGGUAUAGGGGCACCACCUCCAACACAUUAUGCAUCACGGAGAUAUGCACAUCAAAAAACUUUAACCUAUAAUGGGUUUCAAACAAUGCGAGCAACUGCGAUCGUCAAUGAACUCAACUCCUUUAACAAGCCAGUGAAAAGUGGAGGCCAUAAUAGGCUAACAAGUGCCAAAGCAAAGACAGAGCAGAAAAGUUCACUCUACACGAAACCAACACGCUACAAUGGAACUAUUUCUGGCUCCCUCAAUAACGUACCUUCUAUUGGGAGAGGCAAUGUUGCUCAAUCACCUGGCUGCAUGCUGCCUGCUGUUGGGGGGACUUCGUCUGCUGACCGACCAUUAACAAUUGCAUCAUGCUCGGCUCCGAUUGCUCAGCGACUAGACCAGCCAAGGCAACCAAUCUUCAACUUGAAUAUCAAUUGGUAA